This is a messenger RNA of Besnoitia besnoiti, 3039 nucleotides long. RefSeq lists its product as uncharacterized. NCBI's taxonomy places the organism in Eukaryota, Apicomplexa, Conoidasida, Eucoccidiorida, Sarcocystidae. Gene Ontology annotation, biological process: response to pheromone; G protein-coupled receptor signaling pathway; transport. The transcript is spliced from 13 exons. The coding region runs from base 1 to 3039 and encodes 1012 amino acids. Gene Ontology annotation, cellular component: membrane; Golgi apparatus. The record is from RefSeq and is a predicted model, not a curated record.
AUGAAGCGAAGGCGGCCUUGCGUAGCGGGCACCGCGCCGCCUCGGCAAGCACAGACUGAGAGACGCGUCACGUCUCUGCUGAGGCGAGUAAAGCUACGAACGAAGAACCAAUCUUUUCAGCGGCAGACGCCGCUUCUCUGCGUGUGGCGAAAAACCCAAGUGAAGGCUGAGGCUGUUUCUCGGUCGGUGAACAGCUCGGCCAUGCCGGGAGUGCAGACUGCUCGGGAGUUAGCCUUGCAUUUCCGAUGGUCAGCGCCCUUCGAAGGGGAGGAGGAACUUCCCGACGGAGGAGCGUCGACAGAGAUAACAGCCCAGAAAAGCUGGCGGGUGAUGCAGAAGGCUUUCCCUCACGACAGUCGGAGCGAAAAAACAGAAUCUAUGCAAAGGGCGGAGACAUGUGCGCCACCGUUCGCCCCUUCCCCACGUGAACAGGCGCCGGCCGCUGCCUCCUUCGCUGGGUUGGCCUGCUGCGGUCUGCGACAGCUUUUGGCGGAUGGCGGCCUCGACUCGGGUGUUCCCCCUGAGCGAAGUUUUCCGUGUGGAUUCAGGGAACAGGGUGCGGAGACUCCUGACUCCUUCGCUCCCUUGUCUGUGCCCUCAACGCGGCCCUCACGGCGUGCUGCGCCAGGCGCAUGUUUGAGAUAUGGUUGGCGCUCUUUUGCGCACUUUCCAGCGAGCGGAAGUUGCCUGUUCUCUUCCUCGCCAGCGCACGCGCCCUGCCCUCGUCGCUUCGGAUGCCCUUCAGUCUCAGCGGUGGACGGCGCCGCGCGGAGGGCAUCCCGCGAGUCUUUUUGUUUCCCAGUCUCAACCCGCUCCCUCUUGUCUGUGGUGUUGCCUCCCCUCUCUUCCUGUCCACGCUGCGCUCCCCCCGCCUCGGCGCCGCCACCCUGCGGCAAAGCGUCCGCUGGCGCGUCCGUUUCUUCUCAAGCGCCCUCCUCUGCGUCUGUCUCUCUCACGCUGCCCGCUUCGCCUCCCCUGCCGGGCGCCCUCUUGUCUCCGCUCGUGAACGCCUCACGAGGCGCAGUGCAGAGCCUGCGACGGAGGCACUCGGCGCGAAGCGCAUGUCGUCCUGCGUCACUUCUCGUGGCGCCGCUGUGGCUCGCGCUGUCGCUCUUUUUCCUGGCGGGUCCCUCGAGGGAAGCCGCGCCGCUCUUUGCGGACGCAGUGAUUUGUCGCGUCGACGCUUCCGAGGGCUUGGUGGCUGCCGCUGCAGCCGGCGGCGGCGCCGCUGCCCCGUUCGACGUCUUCGCCCUCCCCCUCUGCCGCCUGCCCUAUCUCGUGAACUCCGCGAUCCCCCCUCGAGACGCGCCGCACGUCGGUCUUGACGCAGGAGGUGUGAUUGAGAUUGACUUGGAGCUGCUUCCCGCGAACUACGUGAACAACCUGCCUCUGCCGCAACCGCGUUUUUCAGGGAUUGAGAGUCUCUCGACUGUCUCGUACUUCUUGGAGUCCCCAGAGCCCGACAGCGCAGAGCCCGCCCGCGGCGAGUCUCCCUCUCGAGGCCUCGCUGCCCUGCCGGCGGCGCUCUCUUCUUCCUCGCUCGCCCCGCCCGUCGCGGAAGGCUCCUCCUGGCUCUCGGGUCCGCGGCCUUUGUCGUCGGCGUGGCCCUGGAGCCUCGCAGACGCCCACGCGGCGUACCGCCGAGGUGUCUCUGCGGCCGAAGGCCUCGUCGGCGCUCUCGCGUCCUGGCUGCGGGAGGUCGUCGCGGCCGUCUCUCCUACGCUGCUGUACCGCCUCGCGGAUGAAGCCCGUUCGGACCCCGAAAGCGGCGGGCUGCCGCGGCUCGGUCAAAAGGCCCCAGAGGCCUCUGCGGGCAGUCUGUUAGGCCAGGUGGCGCCGAUGAGCGCCGCGCAAGCCUGGAGCGAGCAUGAAGCCCGGCGCCUGCAGUCCGUGCCCGUCGCGGACGACCCGCCUGUCGUCACGACCGUGAACAACACUUACGUGCUCGUGAUGGAUCAUUUUCAGUUUCUUUUCUUCGAGCAAGAAAAGGACUGGUUGCCGUCAUUCACGGCAUCUGAUGGCGUGGUGGCGAGUUCCUACGUGCCUGCCUUCAAGCGCCUGCCCUUCACGUCCUCGCGCAUGCACGUGCGGCUUCGCGUGCCGCGACGCGACCGCUACGCCGUGGUGCUUCUCAAUGCCGACGGUCUAGACCUUCGCUUUCGCGGAGAAGUGACGUUCAUGAACCCUGGAAACCAGCAUCUUUCGGUGGAGCAAAUCGCGCUUCCAGCCACGGUCUUCGCGCUCAUGCUUCUCUAUGUUAUCACUUCCGGCGGUCUCGCCCUCCUCAUGCUCGUUUGUCGACGCCGAAGGUGGAGGGCGGUUCACCUGCUGAUGCUGGGGAAUUUCCUUUUCUCGGCGCUCUCCUUCGCCCUCGAUUGGCGGCAGGCUGUCUACGUGCAGGAGCACGGCGUGCGGCAACCCGUCCUGUGGCUUGCCUCGCGCGUGCUGAAGAAGAUGCAAGACAUUGUAGCUCUGAUGACGUUCAUCCUCGUCGCGCUAGGGUGGAAGACGUUGCGCUCGCACUUGAGUCGGAUCGAAGUCCAGUUUGUCGCGGGUCUCUGCGUCAUUUCGCUUUACCUCGGCCUCUUUGAAAUAAUUCUUGGAGGGUUUCAGGGCACGCGCUAUAUCCUCCAUGCACUUGGAUACAUCUGCGUCCUCGUAGCAAUCAACGCAAACCUCGCUCUUCUCUACUCGCACAUCGCCGACGCCACGCUUGGGCCGUCCAUCGGCGAGUUGUACCACAAAUAUGACGGUUACAAGACGUACCGGUGGAUUUUUUUUCUCUAUCUGAUGAAGCCGGUCACGCUCGUUUUUUUCAAGCUGACGUUCCUCAACCUGGAGUACGAGCAACUUCUUUCCUGGGACGAGUGGAUCUUUGUCGUCGUCGACAAUUUCAUUGAUUACCUUAUCUACCUGGGGCUGCUGUACGCAUUCCGGCCUGCCAGUUCCAUGCGCGUCCUGAGGGAUCUCACGCCGGAUAAUGGCAACGCCGCCGUCGGGGCUCGGUCGACGCCUCCGACAAGCGUCUGGCCGGCGUGA